AUGUGGACAGCACCAGGAGGGGUUGGCGGCAAGGACAAGGGCAAGGGGAAGGGCAAGGUGGAAGGGCAAGGUGGAAGGGCAAGGUGGAAGGGCAAGGUGGAAGGGCAAGGUGGAAGGGCAAGGUGGAAGGGCAAGGUGGAAGGGCAAGGACAAGGGCAAGGUGGAAGGGCAAGGUGGAAGGGCAAGGUGGAAGGGCAAGGUGGAAGGGCAAGGUGGAAGGGCAAGGUGGAAGGGCAAGGUGGAAGGGCAAGGUGGAAGGGCAAGGUGGAAGGGCAAGGUGGAAGGGCAAGGUGGAAGGGCAAGGUGGAAGGGCAAGGUGGAAGGGCAAGGUGGAAGGGCAAGGUGGAAGGGCAAGGUGGAAGGGCAAGGGGAAGGGCAAGGUGGAGGGCAAGGUGGAAGGGCAAGGUGGAAGGGCAAGGUGGAAGGGCAAGGUGGAAGGGCAAGGUGGAAGGGCAAGGUGGAAGGGCAAGGUGGAAGGGCAAGGUGGAAGGGCAAGGUGGAAGGGCAAGGUGGAAGGGCAAGGUGGAAGGGCAAGGUGGAAGGGCAAGGUGGAAGGGCAAGGUGGAAGGGCAAGGUGGAAGGGCAAGGUGGAAGGGCAAGGUGGAAGGGCAAGGUGGAAGGGCAAGGUGGAAGGGCAAGGUGGAAGGGCAAGGUGGAAGGGCAAGGUGGAAGGGGCAAGGUGGAAGGGCAAGGUGGAAGGGCAAGGUGGAAGGGCAAGGUGGAAGGGCAAGGUGGAAGGGCAAGGUGGAAGGGCAAGGUGGAAGGGCAAGGUGGAAGGGCAAGGUGGAAGGGCAAGGUGGAAGGGCAAGGUGGAAGGGCAAGGUGGAAGGGCAAGGUGGAAGGGCAAGGUGGAAGGGCAAGGUGGAAGGGCAAGGUGGAAGGGCAAGGUGGAAGGGCAAGGUGGAAGGGCAAGGUGGAAGGGCAAGGUGGAAGGGCAAGGUGGAAGGGCAAGGUGGAAGGGCAAGGUGGAAGGGCAAGGUGGAAGGGCAAGGUGGAAGGGCAAGGUGGAAGGGCAAGGGUGGAAGGGCAAGGUGGAAGGGCAAGGUGGAAGGGCAAGGUGGAAGGGCAAGGUGGAAGGGCAAGGUGGAAGGGCAAGGUGGAAGGGCAAGGUGGAAGGGCAAGGUGGAAGGGCAAGGUGGAAGGGCAAGGUGGAAGGGCAAGGUGGAAGGGCAAGGUGGAAGGGCAAGGUGGAAGGGCAAGGUGGAAGGGCAAGGUGGAAGGGCAAGGUGGAAGGGCAAGGUGGAAGGGCAAGGUGGAAGGGCAAGGUGGAAGGGCAAGGUGGAAGGGCAAGGUGGAAGGGCAAGGUGGAAGGGCAAGGUGGAAGGGCAAGGUGGAAGGGCAAGGUGGAAGGGCAAGGUGGAAGGGCAAGGUGGAAGGGCAAGGUGGAAGGGCAAGGUGGAAGGGCAAGGUGGAAGGGCAAGGUGGAAGGGCAAGGUGGAAGGGCAAGGUGGAAGGGCAAGGUGGAAGGGCAAGGUGGAAGGGCAAGGUGGAAGGGCAAGGUGGAAGGGCAAGGUGGAAGGGCAAGGUGGAAGGGCAAGGUGGAAGGGCAAGGUGGAAGGGCAAGGUGGAAGGGCAAGGUGGAAGGGCAAGGUGGAAGGGCAAGGUGGAAGGGCAAGGUGGAAGGGCAAGGUGGAAGGGCAAGGUGGAAGGGCAAGGUGGAAGGGCAAGGUGGAAGGGCAAGGUGGAAGGGCAAGGUGGAAGGGCAAGGUGGAAGGGCAAGGUGGAAGGGCAAGGUGGAAGGGCAAGGUGGAAGGGCAAGGUGGAAGGGCAAGGUGGAAGGGCAAGGUGGAAGGGCAAGGUGGAAGGGCAAGGUGGAAGGGCAAGGUGGAAGGGCAAGGUGGAAGGGCAAGGUGGAAGGGCAAGGUGGAAGGGCAAGGUGGAAGGGCAAGGUGGAAGGGCAAGGUGGAAGGGCAAGGUGGAAGGGCAAGGUGGAAGGGCAAGGUGAAGGGCAAGGUGGAAGGCAAGGUGGAAGGGCAAGGUGGAAGGGCAAGGUGGAAGGGGCAAGGUGGAAGGGCAAGGUGGAAGGGCAAGGUGGAAGGGCAAGGUGGAAGGGCAAGGUGGAAGGGCAAGGUGGAAGGGCAAGGUGGAAGGGCAAGGUGGAAGGGCAAGGUGGAAGGGCAAGGUGGAAGGGCAAGGUGGAAGGGCAAGGUGGAAGGGCAAGGUGGAAGGGCAAGGUGGAAGGGCAAGGUGGAAGGGCAAGGUGGAAGGGCAAGGUGGAAGGGCAAGGUGAAGGGCAAGGUGGAAGGGCAAGGUGGAAGGGCAAGGUGGAAGGGCAAGGUGGAAGGGCAAGGUGGAAGGGCAAGGUGGAAGGGCAAGGUGGAAGGGCAAGGUCAAGGUGGAAGGGCAAGGUGGAAGGGCAAGGUGGAAGGGCAAGGUGGAAGGGCAAGGUGGAAGGGCAAGGUGGAAGGGCAAGGUGGAAGGGCAAGGUGGAAGGGCAAGGUGGAAGGGCAAGGUGGAAGGGCAAGGUGGAAGGGCAAGGUGGAAGGGCAAGGUGGAAGGGCAAGGUGGAAGGAAAAACGAGCUGCUGAGGAAAAUGAGCAUCUGGUUAAUGCUGUGCCGUAG
Messenger RNA from Closterium sp. Naga37s-1, 2562 nucleotides. The record is from the annotation of a GenBank genome assembly. NCBI's taxonomy places the organism in Eukaryota, Viridiplantae, Streptophyta, Zygnematophyceae, Desmidiales, Closteriaceae.